Pelmatolapia mariae (spotted tilapia) is the source of this 4168-nucleotide messenger RNA. Its product is annotated as FHF complex subunit HOOK-interacting protein 2B-like. The coding region runs from base 1 to 2166 and encodes 721 amino acids. Lineage: Eukaryota; Metazoa; Chordata; Actinopteri; Cichliformes; Cichlidae. The transcript has 18 exons. The record is from RefSeq and is a predicted model, not a curated record.
AUGUUUCACAUACAAGGGUCAGUGCUCCAGGUAGAAACAUGGGUGUGCCAUGGGUUCCCCAGUUUCACCCAGUGUGUCCAACUUGUACAUGGAAGAAGUGGAAAACAGGGCUUUGCUGUCCUACCCUGGAACACCACCAAGAGGGAGCCUACGGUGGAGCUGUUUGACUCGUUUGUCGAUCACUGGAAAUCAAUCACCAAUUAUUAUAUCGAUACGACAGAUGACAGCCGUCCUGUCAGACAGACGGACAUCCCCUGGCAUCUCAGACAGAUGUUGGACAUCCUGGUGUACGAGGAGAAGCAGCAGGCCGUGGAGGACACAGGAGCCUGCAUGGAGUACCUGCUGCAGCACAAGCUGUUGGAGACUCUGUGCACACUGGGGAAGGCUCAGUAUCCUCCAGGGAUGUCCCAGCAGGUGCUCCUCUUCUUCUCCAAGCUCCUGUCUCAGGUGCAGAAGCCUCUGCUGCAGCUGGUGAACGUCUACAGACCUGUGCAGAAGCUGAUUUGCCUCUGUGCGCUUCCUGGUUCCCAGACUGAAAAGGAGGAAGCUCAGUUCCUAUUGGCCGUCUGCUCCAGAGUGAAGCAGGAUCCCCACACGCUCAGAUACGUCUUACAGCUUCCAGACCAACCAGUAGGCAGUACACUGAGCUCUGACCAAUCAGAGAGCAGCAUGCAGUCAUCCAGUGGGGGGACAGAUCCUCCGCUGCCCUGCGGCCCCAUCCAAUCAGAGAGCAGUCUGCUGAGGGCCCUGCUGCGUCUCACUAAGAGCCAGAGCACCUCCGUGUGUCUGAAGGCCCACGAGAGCCUCCUGCUGCUCUGCGGGCUGCAGGCUGGGUUCUCAGGGGAGCUGCUGAGCACUCACACCCAGCUGGGAGAGCUGCUGGCUGGGAGGCUGCAGGACCUCUACUCCCUGCUGCCUAUGGAGGACGCUGCAGAGCUGCAGAGCUGGCCUCACACGCCCUGGAGCUCUCAGUUCUCUCGCCUCAGCACUGACCCCAGCUCACAGUCUGUGGGUCACAUGAUCAAUUUCUUCUGCUGGCUGGACUUCCUGGAUCACCUGAUGAGAGAGGCACCACAGGUGUUGUCAGUGAAGUUGGCUGUGUGUGUUCAUCAGCUCUGGUUGGUGGAGCUUCUUCAGCCUCAGCUGUUGGACACGUGUGAGCAGGUGGUGCUGGGCUCCACCUCCGUCCUCUGUGCCACCGUCAGGCUCGUCCAGUCCUCAUGUCUGCUGGAUCAGCUCGUCCACUUCCUGCUGCGGAGCGACGCCGCUCAGCCACUGCUGCGCCGCUGCGACCACAUCUCUGACCAGAUCAGCAUGGUGUCGCUCUGUCUGGUGGAGGAGCUGCUCCAGAAGCCUCACAGGGACGUCUUGGACGUGCUGGUGCUGAGUUUCCUGCACACUCGGCGUUACCUGAGUCCACCUGCCUCGGCACAGGAGGAGCGGCAGACGGAGAGUGGCGAGGACAGCGAAGACCCAGAGGACGACCCCUUCUUUUCCGAUAGCCUGAGCUUCUCAGACAGUCCCCACCCCCCUCCGCCUCCUCCACCUGGACCCCAGACAGCUGAUGAUGUCAUCAACAGUUUCCUGUGUUUGGUUCCUGUUCAGGUGCGAUCGUCUCAGCUGCUGCAGGAAGGAGGAUACGAGACGUACGUCCACGACGCUCACACACUGGUGACCGAGUGUCAGGCUCUCUCGCUGUCCUGGGAUUGGCCGCUCACUCCCCCCCCCCUUUCCCUGUCGUCAGGUAAAGACUCCGCCUCCUUCUUCGAAGGUCACCUGCUAAAAGUUCUCUUUGACCGACUGGGACGCCUCCUGGAGCAGCCGUACGAGUUGAACCUGCAGCUGACGGCUGUUCUCUCCAGGCUGUCGGCGUUCAGCCACCCUCUGCUGCACGAGUACCUGCUCAACCCCUACAUACACCUGUCUCAGUCCUCCAGGUCACUCUUCUCCGUCCUCAUCAGGGUGAUGGGAGAGCUGAUGCAGAGGAUCCAGCAGGUCUCUAACCUGAGCGAGCGACUGCUGAACACCAGGAGAGCGCUGCUGGGCCUACCGCACGACCCCGGACUGGAUCACCUGACCCUGCUCAAAGGAGUCAUCGUCCUCGAGGAGUUCUGCAAGGAGCUUGCUGCCAUCGCCUUCGUCAAGCUGCCCCAGGACCAGGACUGAGUCACCUGGAACUUACGCUUUGGAUUACAGAUCAACAUGUAAACAUUGGGUCACAUGCUGCAGGUACACCUGAGACAGGUGCACCUGGGAGAAAGAAGCAGAUUCAGAAUCUUCAAGUGUUUUUUUUUUUUAAGUUCUUCUUGUAUAGCGAAAAACUGGCCAAUGUCUUGGUGCCGUUUCUGAGGCGACCUGAACACCUCGGCGUCACUCUGCAGGUGAACAGCGUUUGAUUGGUCAGCACGUUUAUUUAUGUUUUUAGUAUUUAGCUGAUUUUAAACAAACAGGAAGUGGUGUCAGAGUCCAGUUUUGAAUGUGUCACAUAUCAGUGAGACAUUCCCAUUGGACGAUCACAUGGAGUGAUGUCAGCACGUUACACUUAGAGCAGUGGUUCCCAAACUUUUUUUUGCUGGGCCCCCCCCCGCACAAACACAUCCUCCAACCACACACACCCAUAUUUUGCUCCAUUGCGGUUUAUUUCACACCUUCAACAUUUAGUAAACAAUUAAGCAAAUACAAGUAAUCUGCAAUAAAUUACAGGUAGUAAUAAAAUAAACUACUAACUCUUUUACGCUGCGUCCGCACCUACACGGGUAUUUUUGAAAACGCAGCUGUUUCGUCCACACGUAAACGGCGUUUCGAAUCACCGAGAACGGAGAUUUUUUAAAACUCCUUUUUUGCGUUUCCGUGUGGACGAGGAAUACAGAGUUCAUCACGCAACGUCAAUGGUAUGUGCCUUUAUUCACGUCACGCUGUGCGCCACGUUAUUGUUUACAUGAGAUGAAUUGCAGAAUAGCAGAUAGAGACACAAUACUGUUAAUCUGACUGUCUGCAGGUUUUACAUGCUUACAUACACACACAGUUACUGUCCCUCCAUUUAGAAAGGCAGAGGCGUCACGCUGUGAUUAUUUUAUGUGUAGUUGUUUUUUCCUGUGUAAUAAUAUUCAACAUUGCUAUCAAUACAUUUUUUUAAAAAUGUCUCUCUGUGCAAAAUGGGUUUAAAAACAUAAACAGCUGUGGGAUCCUGUUAGUCUGUGACGGGGAAACAAACUGUGGCAGGAUCAGCCUGAUAUUAUUUGUAUCCCGCUGUAACUUUACUGUAUAAAGAGCUAACAUCUCCAAAAUGUCAGGAGUAGUUCGUCAUUACAACAAGUGUUUGUGAACUAAAAAUCACGAAUGUGGGAUACUGUUUGUCCGUGAUUUGGAGAGCCCAGCGCCGCUCCCGACGCAGGGAAAACCAAUUCUGCAGGGAGACCUACCUCAGCACUUGUGCAGGUGAAGCCAAAGGGAAGAUAUGCUUCACCAUAUUUUCUAGUCUUUGGCUUAGAAUGAAGCUGGUUUGGAAACAUAUUCAGCGAUGCUUCAUCUCCUGCUUUGUGUUUGUGGGGGAGCCCCGUCAGAAACCUGUCCAUGAUGCUAGCAGUGUCCAAGCGUUGUUUUUUUUUUUUUGUUUUUUUUCCCUUUUCAUACCGCGCCCCCCCUACAAUGGCUCUGCGCCCCCACCCCCUAGGGGGCGGGCCCCACACUUUGGGAAGGUCUGACUUAGAGAGUGCGAUUAAACACACUGUCAAAGCGAGCAAUGCCUGUCAUGUGACAUGAUGUCAGUGAAUCUCAUUGACUGUGUGGGCGCGGUCUGAUGAAUGGAGCCAGGGUUAAUAAGUCUGAUUGGCUGAACACGCAUUUAAAUACAGAGAAACCCUCAUGGUAGCGAGUCCUCAUUCAUCAUUAGCCCCGCCCUAAAUGUUGUCAAUCACCAUGUUGCUUUGUUUUUGGUGAAAGAGAGCGACUGUUUAUCAGCUUCACUGGAUGAAACUUUACUGGUCUGAUGGACUUCCUGCUGCUUCACAUGGCGAGUGUCACAUCGAACUUGCUUCUCCAUUUGGCGGGAACACCUGUCCACAUACUUUUGGUCCACUGAGCAGACAGUAUAAAAAAGCUUUGUAUAAUUGAUCAUGAUGAUAAUGAAGAGUUUCAUGUGUGAGACAAUAAAAGUGUGCUGACAGCC